CUUUACAGUUUGUUAAAUAAAUCACGACUGAAAUACUGCAUUUUCUUUCAUGCACUGUUAUUCUUUGUCAUGUUAGCCAAGCUAACCUCUGACAUUUUGGAUCGUCUCGAUAUAUUUGUACUGGAAAUCGAAGAAUUAGAAGUGCCCGCUCCGCUAUGGUGGGAAUACAUAUGGUUAGCUUCGCUAUUAACCUCAUUUUUGGGUCUCUCAGCCGCUAAAAGCAAUAAAAUACGUGAUAUGCAAAAAUAUAUGAUUGCAUUAGGACUAUUUGCUGUUAUGCCUUUAAUGUAUUGUUUCAUCUAUUAUUUUGCUGAUGUUUGGGAGUACUUGACUUUGGAUGAUAAAUCGGAAUUGGAGGAAACUGGCAUAUUUUUGUGGAGGGGUCUUCCUUAUGGUCUAUUAUGGUAUGCUUUCUGUUUUGUCGGUUUCCAAAUACAUGGUUUUACUUUGUAUUUCUCCUAUAAUUUGGUUAAAGCCUGGAAGGCUCGCACUGCCGCUAGGAAAUAUCAAUAAAUUUAUAACUAAUUUUUAUUUUUUGUUUAAAUUUACUACUGAGUUUCUGUUUUUUUAUUUUUUAUAUAUAACAAGAAAAACUAUAUAAAUGGACUUUUAAAAUACUCUUGUUAAAUAUUGAAAUAUUAAAUAAAAAAAUAAAUUUACUAAAUAGUUAUUAUCAUUAUAAAAAUGAUAAGUACUUAAGAAAUUUAAUAAAACUACACCAUUUCCUAUAGUAUUUUUGGUUGAUUUGUAAUGUAAAAUUUUAAUAAAAUUGGUGUGUUUUAACAGAUUUGGUUUUCUAACUUUAAUGCAAUAAUAUUGUUUAAAAUUGUUUCGAAUACUUUUUGAUAUAAAUGUGUAAUUAUUUUAAAUAAAAACUUUUUAAUUCAUUAAAAAAAUA
Lucilia cuprina (Australian sheep blowfly) is the source of this 898-nucleotide messenger RNA. It is a transcript of the gene jagn, whose product is annotated as protein jagunal. The record is from RefSeq and is a predicted model, not a curated record. Gene Ontology annotation, cellular component: endoplasmic reticulum membrane. NCBI's taxonomy places the organism in Eukaryota, Metazoa, Arthropoda, Insecta, Diptera, Calliphoridae. Gene Ontology annotation, biological process: endoplasmic reticulum organization; vesicle-mediated transport. The annotation marks the transcript as partial. The transcript has 2 exons.